Molecule: messenger RNA, 962 nt
Organism: Jatropha curcas
Lineage: Eukaryota; Viridiplantae; Streptophyta; Magnoliopsida; Malpighiales; Euphorbiaceae
Biological process (GO): mitochondrial respiratory chain complex I assembly
Cellular component (GO): mitochondrial inner membrane
Source: RefSeq, a predicted model, not a curated record
GGGCUGAACUGAAGGCGCAAGUAGAGGCCCAGCCCUACCAGAGAAAGAAAGAAAGGACUUGGUGAUACGGUGAAAGCGGAAGGAAGUGAAAAUCAAAAGAAAUGCUAACAUGGCACUAAUAAGACAGAGAGCGGUGAAAACAUUGCCGAACUUGAUUCAAAGUCUGUGCUAUGAGUCCCCAAAACCGGCGAUCGACGGAAGGGGUCAAGCUUUGCCGUCGCUGAGACGAGCUUUCUCUCUCUACGAUCAGAUCAAUCUCAUCGACAACGUUCCCCUGGACCAACUCCGCUUUCAAGGGUUUACUGACUCGGGAUUCACAGUGAACGGGAUUGAAUACGAGGGUAGCUUGCUUUGCGUAGGCAACUUGCUUUUAUCUUGGUCUCCCAAACACUUGUCUCAUAUAACUCCUCAAAGCUUAUCCAUCUUCCAAAUUGUGCGGCCUAUACCAGCAGAGAUUUUGAUUCUUGGCUGUGGAAGGCAGAUUCAACAAAUAAAUCCAGAAGUUAGGCACUUCAUUCGGUCUACUGGAAUGAAAUUGGAAGCUAUUGACUCAAGGAAUGCUGCAUCAACUUACAACAUACUGAACGAAGAAGGGAGAAUUGUGGCUGCUGCACUUCUUCCAUAUGGAGUUUAUUAAUGAUAUACGAUGUUCAUGAUGUUUUUUUGGUUGCAACCUUCUUCCUUCAUUGCACACAGCUGAAAAGAACUUAUUCCCCUUCAUAUCUUAUAGCAACUGAAUUGUAAAAUGUGGAUGACUUCCAUGUGGUUAGGCGAGCUGGUGCUUGGAUUUUCAACCUAUGUGUCUCCUCUAUGCAUAUUAUGCUGGAAAUGAUAACUGCAAUUUUACCUUUCGGUUUUGUUUGUCAUAGUUUGUUUUUUGUUGCUAUAUUUCUUUCUUUAAUUGACAUUUUGUUACUCAAGUGAUGUGAUUCUUUCUGUUGCUAUUAGAUUGUGUUCACAAA